AAAAACACAAGCUAUUUAAUAAACUGCCGAUAGCUUACGAGUAUAAUAGAUGUAAACUGCUCAUCUGUGUACACAGGUUCUUGGAUAUUGUGAUUAAAAAAUAAAAAAGCUAAGACAAAACUGUUAUAAUAAUAAUCUCGUACGUUCAGUGGUUGACCUUGUUCAAGGAUUAUUAAAGACUGAUGUGUUUAAGUUCAUUCAUUUUUCUAAUUUUGUGACAUCUAGACGCGGCCAAACAAACAUGGCCGAGUUAUUUUUUGUGUUGCUUGUGGUGUGUUUACAAAGUUCUUUAGCCGAGCCAGAAAAAUGCGAAAUAAGAGGUGUGGAGGGGGAGUGCGUGCCAUUGCCCGCUUGCGAGCAAUACGUGGCCCUGCUGAAGAACACCUCCUCCACGGCGGAGGGCCUGCAGCUCACCGCGGAGAGGCGGUGCGGCUUGGACGUGAGGAAUGUUAAGGUCUGCUGCCCUGUGGUCCAAACACAAUUGUUAAGUUUCGAACAAAUCGAGGAAGACCAGGACCUAUAUGUCGACUCCUUCCCCGGUCACGACGUCUGCGGGAGGAUUCGUUUUCACCAGUAUAUAGAUAAAUACCGUAUUUUGAGCGAAGUCAGAGUCAGAAAGAGAGUCAGAAGAUCAGACGUUUUUUCAGUAUAUAACGGUACACCAGUAAUCUUGCGUGAUAAGUCUUCAUACAUGGCGCUGCUGGGCUACAAAUUGAACACCAACCUGCAGUGGCAGUGCGGAGGAUCGGUGAUUACAGAGAAGCACGUCCUCACGGCUGCACACUGCAUCUCCAGUUCCCUGCAUGUGGUACGGGUUGGUGAGAUCGAUUUGGCUUUCGAGGAGGAAGACGCACAGCCCAUAGAUUUCUACAUCAAGAAGAAAAUACCCCAUGAGCUGUAUUCUAAAUUCCAAAAUGACAUAGCCAUAGUUGUCUUGGAUGGAAGCAUUAACUUCAAGGAGGAACAUCAUGUUGGUCCCAUAUGCCUGCCGUUUGACGCCAAAAAGAAGAUGUUGCCAGAAUAUAAGUUUAAUAAUUAUAAGGGUACGUUUGUGGCUGGUUGGGGCGAAGCACCAGAAAAACCUGAAAGACCUACACAGCUGGCAUAUGCACAUGUGAAUAUCGUUUCUACUGACGAAUGCAAGAGUCUGUACGAGAACUAUUCAAGGACGAUAGACGAUCGUGUCUUCUGCGCUGGUGACUCCGAUUUUAAACACGACUCGUGUAACGGGGACAGCGGAGGGCCGCUGGUUGCUGAAUAUGUGGACGAAUUCGGCUACAAGUUUUACUCCCAGCUCGGGGUCAUCUCCUACGGGUACAGAUGUGGCGAGGGACCCUUCGUUGGUGUGCUCACCAAUGUCACCCACUUCAUGCCCUGGAUACGCCAGAAAGUGCUAGGGGAGAACCUGUAGUGCCUAAAUGAACCUACGCGGAGAAAAGGUGAUAAUUAGUCCAAAGGUGUCGGUGGCGGAUACCACAUUUCGAUAUUCAAGGAACGCAAGUUCGCUCCCCGAAAUAACUUUUGUUAAUGAUGAACCCUAUUAAAUAAUUUGAACAAG
Messenger RNA from Ostrinia nubilalis (European corn borer), 1558 nucleotides. Its product is annotated as venom protease-like. Gene Ontology annotation, molecular function: serine-type endopeptidase activity. The coding region runs from base 242 to 1411 and encodes 389 amino acids. The transcript has 10 exons. The record is from RefSeq and is a predicted model, not a curated record. Lineage: Eukaryota; Metazoa; Arthropoda; Insecta; Lepidoptera; Crambidae. Gene Ontology annotation, biological process: proteolysis.